This is a messenger RNA of Diatraea saccharalis (sugarcane borer), 407 nucleotides long. Lineage: Eukaryota; Metazoa; Arthropoda; Insecta; Lepidoptera; Crambidae. The record is from the annotation of a GenBank genome assembly.
UUAGUUCCUUCGCCUGUCCCAUGGACGAAUUAUAAUACUACUACUGUCUUUGCUUGCCUCGUUCAUUUAUUUUGACAUCUGAGGAGGAAGAGACGUGAUGUCGGCUCACAAGACCUUUAUUAUCAAGCGUAAGCUUGCCAAGAAACUGAAACAAAAUCGACCCAUUCCUCAAUGGGUUAGAAUGCGUACAGGAAACACCAUUCGAUACAAUGCCAAAAGGCGUCACUGGAGAAGAACUAAGCUUAAGCUGUAAGCUUUUAAUAUCGUUUAUUUAAGCUUAGAAAUACAUAUUCUGCAAAAUUACAUUUUCUUUUUCAUUGCUCACCUACAUAUUGUGAUUAUCAAUCAAGUGAUUUUCCACUUUAAAUCAAUCAAAAUUUACCCUAGAUAUAUAAUUAUUUGCAUGG